This is a messenger RNA of Sinocyclocheilus rhinocerous, 1155 nucleotides long. Its product is annotated as partner of Y14 and mago B-like. Gene Ontology annotation, cellular component: exon-exon junction complex; cytoplasm. Bases 571 to 912 code for a protein of 113 amino acids. Gene Ontology annotation, molecular function: RNA binding. Gene Ontology annotation, biological process: exon-exon junction complex disassembly. The record is from RefSeq and is a predicted model, not a curated record. Lineage: Eukaryota; Metazoa; Chordata; Actinopteri; Cypriniformes; Cyprinidae. The transcript has 2 exons.
AAUUAAAAAUAAAUCAAUUUAAUUAAAUAAAAGAGUAAUAAAGUUUUCAGUGUCAAAGAGCUUCAAAAUUGUGAUGUUUAGAGUUUCUGUGCCAUAUACAGAUACUGGCUGUUGUUUUGAUCUGUAUUUGGAUAACUCAGAACAGAUCACCUGUGAGAAGCUGUUUAUGAGGAGAGUAAAUAAAGAACGGUUGUUUCUAUAAGUUUUGUAUAGUAUUUUCUUUACUGUUUAAUUCAAAAUCUUUGUCUAAAGAGGGUAAUAUUUCAUGUAUUUGAGAUCUGAGAUGCAGGAACAGUGAAGAGAGAGAGAGGGAAACAUCGCCGUCUAAUCAGCCAAUGUUGAGUUUGCGUGAGUUUUCUGCUGUUUGCAUCUGUGUUGUCUGGUGGAUCCAAAUAAAAGAGUAAAUGUGUGUGUGUUUGAGGUAAAUAUAUCGCGGCCUCGCAGCGUCCGGACGGCUCGUGGAGGAGACCGCGGCGCGUGAAGGACGGAUUCGUUCCUCAGGAGGAGGUCCCGGUCUAUGAGAACAAGUACGUCAAGUUCUUCAAGAGCAAACCCGAGCUGCCGCCUGGCAUGAGCCCCGAGGACGAGACACAGAGCGACGCCGCCGCACUCUCCAAGACCGCCAAACGCAACAUGAAGCGCAAAGAGAAGCGCAAACAGCAGAGUCCGCAGGAGGCCCCGAGCGCGGAGCUGGAGCACAUGAGCCUCGCCGCAGAGGAGCAGACCGCCAGCGACUCGACAGAGAAGGCCAAGAAGAUGAAGAACCUGCGGAAGAAGCUGCGGCAGGUGGAGGAGCUCCAGCAGAAGGUGGACUCUGGAGAGCUGAAGACCCCCAGCAGGGAGCAGCUGGACAAACUGAGCCGGGGCCAGGCCUUACGGGACGAGCUGAGGCUGCUGGAGGCAGAUCUCUGAGUGUUUGUUCGUCAGUUCAAGCUGUAACCACUUCAUUCUUGUGUUUUAUACAUCAUGAAGAAACAUGGCGGCGUCCUGCGCUCUGGACUCUAGAUGCGGGUCGUCCAGAACUCGCACGAGCGCAGACGUCAGGCCAUAGCUUACAGACUGAUGGACUGUGCUGUCGUCGUUUUUUACCAUCGUAGUGCAUAACAGCAUGAAGUUAUGAUGUGUAGGCUUGUGUUAUAUUAAACAUGGCAUAAC